AUCCCGAGCCUGGAGAGAAGAAAGUGGAUCCUGAGCGGUUCCUAAAGCCACCUGAUGUAACUGCUGUUAGCAAGAACGCUAGUCCCUGUGAGACCACCGGAGUGGCUGUGAAGAAAAGAUCCCACAAAAGUCCCAGCCUCAGGAAAAGCCCCCUCGCACCUAGUCCCAAGAGGCUGUCUCCCUGGAGAAGCAGUCCCAGGAAAGACCAUAUGAGUUCUUUUCAGUUGUCCCCGAGACCGCUCGUCACCACUCCUCAAGCCAAGCGUCGCUCUUGGCGUCGUUCGAGCCUGAAGGGGACAAAACGCCGAAAAUCUCUGCCUCCUGUUCACCAAGAUGUCACUGAAUUAAGCAAAUCAAUUAGCUUGGAUCUGCCAGAGAUAGACCGGCUUUCUAUGCUGUUGUUGUCCAGUUUCCAGUUUUCCGCACAGAAGCUUGAACACAUCUUGAAGCAAACUGACGGCUUCAGCCCUGAGGCUUUCAAAGCUAACGUGCACUCGGUUUCAGAAGACCUGAAGCGAUACAUGCAGAAGCUGAAACGCGACGGAACGCUGAAGAGCUGCGUGGAAGACCCUAAAGGGAUUUUGCUGGACUCGGCUUUGGAUGAGUCAGUAGCCCAAGUUAAGGAGUACAUUGCCAGGUUCAGUGCUGAGUGUCAGUCCUGGGAUCAGCUCUUACUGUGCUACCAGGAAAAUGCUGAAGAAAUGUCCAGGCAGCUGGAGGAAUGCAAGAGGAAUCAAGGACAGGCAGAGCCUCAGAAUUACCUCCAGACAUCUCAGGCCAAAGUCCUCAGCAGCAAACCCAACUACCAGAAGAUCCUGGAUGACCAGGGCGAGGUCUUGAGCUGUAUGGAGCUUGUGCUCGACGAACUGCAGCAAGCAGUGAAGCUGCUGCAGGCCUUCAGUGAGGACAGCCGGCAGUACCUCCGGCGCCUGUCGGAGCAGCUCG
This is a messenger RNA of Pelecanus crispus (Dalmatian pelican), 945 nucleotides long. Lineage: Eukaryota; Metazoa; Chordata; Aves; Pelecaniformes; Pelecanidae. The record is from RefSeq and is a predicted model, not a curated record.